Ectocarpus sp. CCAP 1310/34 is the source of this 1780-nucleotide messenger RNA. The record is from the annotation of a GenBank genome assembly. Lineage: Eukaryota; Phaeophyceae; Ectocarpales; Ectocarpaceae.
AUGCAAGGUCGAUUCGCCAGUACAUGCCUAGAUCUCACCGACGACGUCCAUAAGUGCAAGACUGAUGAAAACGGAACCAUGCUCCUGUGGAGCUGCAGCAUUAGUGAUGAAGACGGGGAAGCCCUAGGAUUAUGUUUGGACUAUGCGGGGCGGAGCAGCAUAUUAGACCUGAAACUGUCCUCCAACGAGCUCACCGUCCUGCCGGACGAUAUUUUCCAGGAUCUCACUGCCCUUCAAGAGCUGAAGCUAUAUAACAACAGCCUCAUCACCCUGCCGGAGUUUGUAUUCAAGGAUCUCACGGCCCUGGAAAAUCUACGGGGUUCUGGUGCAGACCAGAACAGCUCUACGCAGGAUAAGACGCCGCAGGCCCGACACGGCCACCCUUGCAAGGGAGGAUGUGGCGGGCGGCUCCACGGCAAUUGCGGCAGCAUGUUUGGCGACAACGAACAGCACCGCAUCUGCAGUGCGUGCGUCGCCAAGGACGGCAAGCACAAGGCGCCAGCAGCUGACACCGGUGGAAGGGAACAAUCUAAACGCCCGGUCACGAAUGGGGGGAGUAAGAAGUCUCAGCCUUCUCGUAAGGGGCCUCGUGCGCGGCCGGAUUUGGAUGCCAAGCUUGAGAUGCUGAGGCUCAUGGAUGCCAAGGUCACUCGUGAGCAGAUAGCGGACCGCUUCGCGUGCUCGGUACGGCUGGUCCGGGAUGUGAAGAAAAACCGGCAGAAGUAUGAGGCCGAGGCUGCUGCAGGAGGAGAAUGCAUUACAUUUUCUGCGUCACCUGGGACCAGGUGCUUUGUCAAAGCCAACACGCUUCCGGAGGAGAUGGCGGCUGAGCUCACCAAUCAACAUGGAAAGGCCCGGUUCCAGACCGCCAAGCCUGACUCGAAGGCUCUCACGGAGACUGUCAACAAGUUGAGCACGAGUGUGCACGAGGCGCAGCAGCAGGGAUCCCGAAUCGAAGACAAGGACAUCGCCGAACUACUGGAUACGGUGGACGACAUGACGGCACAGCUGAAUGGGGUGCACGUGUCUGCCGGCCGCGAGGAGGAGGACGAACAGGAGGACAGGGGCGAUGGGGACACGGGGCGUGUGCGCCGUGCCCCACCGGCGUAUGGUGAACUGUCGUCUUACUUCGGCGUCCUGAAAGCGGCAGCAGAGGAGAGUGGCAACGGAGAAGCGGCGCUCCAUCUAGCGAAAGCGAAGAUGACUAUGAUAGUAGCGCAUUCCGCUACGCGGGUGCGCCAGGCGGACAUGAGAGAAUUUGUCGCGACGUAGCGAGGAUGCGGGUACAGCUGUAGCAGUGGUUGUUUUCUUGCGGUGCGCUGCCUGUUUUUUUUUUGUAUUUUUUUGGUUGCAACAUCGAAGGGGGUGCGCCAGGCAGACACGAGAGAAUUUGUCGCGACGCAGCAAGGGCGGGGGUUACAGCUGUAGUUGUGUGCUUUUUUUGGUUUUUGUUUGUUGCGCUUAUAAAUUGUUUUGUUUCUUGAUUUUCAUUUUUCAACAUCGAAGGAGGGCAACAAAGGGUGAAAUUUAGCUUUGAACGAACGAGAGCUUUUCAAACAGUUUGUGCCGGUCACAGCCUACUCGGGUGCAUGAUGUGUGUUUCCCUUUCGCCGUCGACUAGUCUUGGUGAGGCACUGCUGUAGCCCGAAAUGCAACGAUCUUAUUUUACAAAACUCUUGUGGGCUCGACAGGGCGAAACCGCACGUGUCGCGGGAAAGAAAGUCUGCUCAGGCCUACACUAGAACUUCACAUAACAGCAGUGUCGAUCCAUUUCGUACUA